Molecule: messenger RNA, 808 nt
Organism: Orbicella faveolata
Lineage: Eukaryota; Metazoa; Cnidaria; Anthozoa; Scleractinia; Merulinidae
Product: very-long-chain enoyl-CoA reductase-like
Biological process (GO): very long-chain fatty acid biosynthetic process
Molecular function (GO): protein binding; oxidoreductase activity, acting on the CH-CH group of donors
Source: RefSeq, a predicted model, not a curated record
AACUGAAAACGGCAAAACCCGGAUGCUGAGUUUGAAGUCCAAAGCCGUGACAUCCAUAAAGUGGGAUGUUGGGCCACAAAGUCCAAUCUUGACAGCUGUAGAGUUAGGUGCUUUGUUCCACUUUUGAUUCUCGGUGGAGGUUUAGAACAAACUGGAACCGAAGUUAUUCCGGUCAUAAUUUCAAGUUUUUGAAAGCAACCGGGGGCCACUGAAAGCAACUUAUCUGAGCCGAUAACCAGACCCACGCCCCGAGCAAAUCUUCUACCGCGCGGGUGAGAUCGUUGAGAUCUGGUGACUAACUUCGUCGCCAUUUUGAGUCACACAUCGCCAGCCAGACGUACAUGCAUAGGCUUCAGAUCUUUAGUGGAAAGCAAGGACGCGGAAUAAAUAAUCAUGGAGGUACAAAUUCUAGAUGCCAGAAGCGGGAGGGUAUCCUGUGUCCUAAAAGAUCUGUCUCCAUCCUGCACCAUUUCUGAUGUUAAAGAGGAGUAUCAUAAAAAAUUUUCAAAGUUAUAUCCUGAAAGACAAUCAUUUCGGCUUGAACCAAGAGGAAAAGCUGUGAAAGAUGAAGAAACAUUAGAAUCCUUAGAAGUUAAGGAUGGAGGCAAAUUAUACUUUAAAGAUUUAGGUCCCCAAAUAAGCUGGACAACGGUAUUUUUAGUUGAGUACGCUGGUCCUCUAGUAGUUUACAUGCUGCUAUACAUUCGACCUGCUAUUGUUUAUGGACCUGAAGCAGCCAGCAAACCUUAUGCCACUGUAGUACAGUAAGUUUGCUUUGUAGUGGGUAAAAAAAUUAGAGUGCAUUUCA